Capsaspora owczarzaki ATCC 30864 is the source of this 3322-nucleotide messenger RNA. RefSeq names its product vacuolar proton ATPase. The record is from RefSeq and is a predicted model, not a curated record. The transcript has 4 exons. Gene Ontology annotation, molecular function: ATPase binding; proton-transporting ATPase activity, rotational mechanism. Bases 158 to 3202 code for a protein of 1014 amino acids. Gene Ontology annotation, biological process: vacuolar acidification; proton transmembrane transport. NCBI's taxonomy places the organism in Eukaryota, Filasterea, Ministeriida, Capsasporidae. Gene Ontology annotation, cellular component: vacuolar proton-transporting V-type ATPase complex; vacuolar proton-transporting V-type ATPase, V0 domain.
UAUUUUUUAUAUUAUUUUUUUAUUUUUUUUUUUUCGUGUUGCGCCCUUUUUUCUUUCACUCCCAUUCCGCGAUUUUUAAGAGCACCAACCCACGCGUGCAUCGAAAUCCCCUUGGAAGAACCACCAGCACAAACCCAAAUCCAAAUCCAUAAAAAACAUGGGCUCGCUCUUCAGAUCCGAGGAGAUGAGCCUCGUCCAGCUCAUCAUUCCGGCGGACGCGGCGUUCGAAACGGUGGCUGAUCUUGGCGACAUUGGCAUUGCGCAGUUCCGCGAUCUCAACCUGGGCGUGUCUCAGUUUCAACGACACCAAGUGAGCAACCUGCGCCGAUGCGAGGUGGUGGAGCGAAAACUCGACUUUUUCGAAGCCUUGUACGCCAAGAACGCGCUGCCGGCCCCCAUCAUUGACGAGGUAAACUUUGACGAGCUGUCGGGCAAGCAGCCGCUCGAGGCACCGGCCUCGCGGGAGGAGAAGGAGCUUGCCAAACUCCAAAAGCGACAGGCGGAUCUGCUUGCCCGCCACCCGCAACUGGCCACCCGCAUGUCUUUCCUGUCCAGCUCGUCCUCGGCCUCGGCCUCGUCUGGUGGACGCCAGUCUGUCGACCACAUGCUUGCUUCGUCGGUCAGCAACGGCAGCAGCCCCGGACCGAGCUCGACGACCAACCUUGGUCUGCAGCAGCACCUUCGCGUGCAGGAACUGGAAGAACUCGAAGUGUUGGUCGCCGAGCACGAAAAGGAUUUGCGCGACCUGUCAGACAACGAGGCUCGCCUCCAGAACACCAAGCUCGAUCUCGUUACGCGCCUGCAGGUGCAUGUGCACCUGAAUGAGUUUUUGAAUACCGUUCGCGAGGACUUGGAAGCGCACGGCGUUCAUGACGAAGACACGACGCUUCUCGACGUCCAUGACGUUGAGGCCCAAGUCCCCGCGGCGACAGCCGAACGCGGCGGUGUUCGCUUUAGCUUUGUCGCCGGCACCAUCGACUCUAGCCGGCUGACGGCGUUCGAGAAAAUCCUGUGGCGAGUGAGCCGCGGCAACGCGUUUGUUCGCACCGUGCCAUUGAUUCCCCAGACCAACGUGUUCACUCUGCAAGAUGGAGCAGGCGGCUCGACCAGUGGUGGUGCGUCAUCUUCCCUUCAGGACGUUUUUGGCGAUCGUCAGAUCCACAUGUUUUGCGUCUUCUUCCAAGGAACGCAGUUGGAAACCCGCAUCAAUCGCAUCGCGCUAUCGUUCGAUGCCACCAUUGUGCAGUGCUCCGACUUGCCGGCUGUUCGAAAUGCCGUCGUGACAGACACGCAGCGGUCGCUGGAGGAGCUCGAUGGCGUGUUGCGUCAACUGCGAUCCCAACGACAAAAGCUGCUCGUUCUGGUGAGCGACAGCCAUGUUCAUUGGCUCUUCCGCCUCCUCAAGAUCAAGGCCACCUAUACAAUUAUGAACCACCUUCAGCACGAGUCCAAAGGCGCUCGGUACAUGAUUGCCGAGGUGUGGGUCCCAACCGACGAGUUGGGCAUUUUGCGCGCCUCGGUCAUCGUUUCGACCCAACGCGCCUCCGCCGCAGCACUGACGAUCGUCACCCCGCUGCCAUUAACUGGGAAGAAGCCGCCGACAUUCAACCGCGUCAACAAAUUCACCGCCGGCUUCCAGAACAUUGUCGACGCGUUCGGCAUCGCCAACUACCGUGAGGUCAAUCCGGCACCCUUCACUGUCAUCACUUUCCCCUUCCUCUUUGCCGUCAUGUUUGGUGAUUUUGGCCAUGGCCUGAUCAUGUUCCUUGCCGCGCUCUAUCUUGUGCGCAACGAGGUGCAGCUCGUCAAGUUUAAGCGCGAAGGCGGUGAAAUCUUCAGCACGCUCUUUGGCGGCCGGUACAUUGUCUUGCUCAUGGGCCUCUUCUCCAUCUACACGGGUCUCAUCUACAAUGACAUUUUCGGAAAGGGAGUGGACAUCUUUACCACCGGCUGGGACAUCCCCUCGGUCACGGAAGUCAACGGGACCAUGUUUGCCGGCACGUGGAACGGAACGUACUAUGACGGCAUCAACGCGUCCAUGCCAGAUUCACUCGACUUUGACCCGACGUGGAUGCAGCACCCGUACGUCAUUGGCAUCGACCCAGUCUGGCACGUGGCCGAAAAUCGCCUCACCUUCCUGAACCCGUACAAGAUGAAGAUUUCGGUCAUUCUGGGCAUUCUGCACAUGGAGUUUGGCAUUGCCCUGAGUGUGUUUAAUCACGUGCACUUUGGCAACUACCUCAGCAUCUGGGCAGAGUUUAUCCCGCAAGUCCUGUUUUUGACGUGCAUUUUCGGCUACCUCGUGUUUAUGAUUAUUUUCAAGUGGCUCACCUACUGGCCUGGCUCGCAAGCGCCCUCGUUGCUCAUCACGCUGAUCAACAUGUUCUUGAAGUUUGGCUCUAUCGAGAAGGACGACGUGCUCUACCUGACGGCCGAUGCUCAAGCGCAAGUCCAGUCCGCGCUGGUCAUUGUGGCCCUGAUGUGCGUUCCGUGGAUGCUUCUCGCCAAACCGAUCGUGCUGUACGGCCGCCACAACAAGGAAACGUUGGGGCACAGUCUUCCAGUCCGCUUGGAGCGCCUUCGGAUUGCCAUUGCCAACCUCUUCCUCCGAAUUCGGUGCGCUCUGACCGGCAAGGCCUUCGUGCCAGUCCUGUACAAUGCGGCACGCCACGCUUCGUUGGUGAACAAUCGAAGCUCGCAUGAUUCGUCAUCGAAUUCCAGCGACACCCCGCCUGGUGGAGCUUCGCCCGUUCCGGAAAGGUCUCAUGCUGACAAGCACCACGAGCCAGCCGUCGAGCACGUCCGAGCCUUUGACGAAGAGGAACCCGAAUCGCACGAGAUGGGCGAGAUCAUGGUGCACCAGUGCAUUCACACGAUCGAAUUCUGCCUCGGCUGCAUUUCCAACACCGCGUCGUACCUUCGCCUUUGGGCCUUGUCGCUUGCGCACGCUCAGCUUUCUGAGGUCUUGUGGCACAUGAUCAUGGCGUCUGGGUUGAAAGGAAACAUUGCCUUGCUCUUUUUCGCUUGGGGCGCUUGGGCCGUGUUGACUAUCUGCGUGCUUCUUAUCAUGGAAGGCUUGUCUGCGUUUUUGCACGCGCUUCGGUUGCACUGGGUUGAAUUCCAGAACAAAUUCUACGGAGGUUCUGGCUACAAGUUUGCUCCCUUCAGCUUCCGAACGGCCCUUCUGCAGGCAGAAGAAUGAUGAUACAGUAUUGACAUUUGGCCAACAACAUUUUGGAUUUCUUUUUUUUUUUUUUUCUUUUUUGUCAUAAGAAAAAAAACACGAAAGGAAAACAACAGCAAUAUGAAUUCCAUGCAUCCA